This is a messenger RNA of Pocillopora verrucosa, 1851 nucleotides long. RefSeq lists its product as uncharacterized. The record is from RefSeq and is a predicted model, not a curated record. Gene Ontology annotation, molecular function: nucleic acid binding. Gene Ontology annotation, biological process: DNA integration. NCBI's taxonomy places the organism in Eukaryota, Metazoa, Cnidaria, Anthozoa, Scleractinia, Pocilloporidae.
AUGACAAAGGAACUCUCGGACACCGAACUUGACAUCAUCAAGGAAGCACAGAAAGAGGUUUUCAACGAAGAAAUUAUUGCACUAACGGCAAGAAAGGAAUUGAGCAAAAGAAGUCAUCUGCUCCCCCUUACACCGAUGUUGGCUGGAGGCCUAUUACGAUCAAAUACAAGACUUCGGCGAUCAGAUGACCUGGCGGCUGACACCAAGUUCCCGAUUAUUCUGCCAAAGAAACAUCACGUGACACAGCUGAUUGUGAAGUAUCAUCACGAGAUGGAAAGUCACGAGAUGGGUGUCAACUAUACACUCAAUCACCUGCGAUCAAGAAACCAUGUGAUUCACAGUCGACAAGAAGUAAAGGCAUGCAUUCAUAACUGCUUUGAAUGUAAGAGGCGUUUUCGACUCCACCCUGCCAAGCAACAAAUGGCCCCGUUGCCGCAGUUUCGCUUACAGAUGACUAACAGACGGUUUACCAAUUGUGCAACAGAUUAUGGUGGCCCUUACUUGACCAUGCAAGGACGUGGAAGAGCUCGAACCAAACGAUACCUGUGCCUUUUCGUUUGUUUACAAACCCGCUGCUGCCACCUGGAAAUGGCCACAUCCCUAGACACAGGUAGUUUCAUGAACGCGUUCACCAGGAUGACUGCUAGAAGAGGAUGGCCCAAGAUAAUGGUUAGCGACAACGGAUCAAACUUCGUCGCUGCAGACAGAGAAAUUCGAGAAUUAGUCGCAGAAUUAGAUCAAGAACAAAUCCAACGCACAACAGCAAACAAAGGCGUGGAGUGGUACUGGAACCCACCAGCAGCACCGCACUUCGGUGGUGUAUUCGAAGCCUUGAUUAAAGCGGCAAAGCGAGCUAUUUCAGCCAUUUUACAAGACGCAGACAUCACAGAUGAAGAGCUGCAAACCUGUUUUACAGGAGUCGAGAGUUUGCUCAACUCGAGACCACUAACGACCAUCAGUGAUGACCCAAACGACGAACCAGUACUGACGCCAAACCACUUUAUCAUUGGUCAGAUGGGCGGAGACAUAGUUCCAGAUAGUGUUGACACGACCGAGUUCAACCCUCAUCAACGAUGGAGGCGAAUUCAAGAGCUCAUUCGUCGCGUAUGGCAACGUUGGUUGAAAGAAUAUCUGCCAUACAUUGGUUCCCGACACAAGUGGUUCUCUAAGGAAAAGAACCUGAAAGAAGACGACGUAGUGAUUGUGAUCGACCCCGAUGCAAGACGACGAGACUGGAAAGUAGGCAGAAUUCUUCGCACCUACCCUGGAGCGGACGGUCUCGUGCGAGUAGUAGAUGUUAAAGUUGGAGAUAAGAUUUUGAAGAGACCUAUUACCAAACUUUCACCGCUAGAAAUGCAAGAGACAUUGAAAAAUCAAGUUUGCGUACGUGUGAAAUCGAACAUCGAUCCCGAAAUAUUUACAGGAAAUCGCGAGUUAUCGAACAUCGGAAUUAUCGGAAUCAACAGUUGGCUCGAUAGCAGCGUCGCACUACACUGGAUACGUGGGAAUGGAGACUUCAAGCAAUUCGUGGCAAAUCGUGUCCGAAAGAUUAGAGAGCAUGGUGACAUUACGUGGAGAUACAUAGGAACUAAGGGUAAUCCUGCCGACGUUGCUAGCCGCAGUGAACCGGUCACAGAAGAGAAACAACUGUGGUGGAGGGGACCAGCAUGGCUCAGUGAUCCUAGAGCAUGGCCCCCAGACCUUGUUACCGUACCCACCGCAGAAUCCAGUGAUAAAGGAAGUCUUAGCCACAGCCCUAUCAUCAGAAGACAAGUUCAGUGUGCUGAUGCAGCAACACAGUCUGUUAAAGGCCUUGCGCGUGUGCGCAUGGGUGUCCAGGUUCCUAACUAA